GUAAAUUUUCAAAGCUGAAGUGCCAUUUUGUAUUAACUGUCACAAAAAUAUCUUCACCGGCAAAAUCUCUCGAACCUUCUUCCCAUGAAAACCAAAAACAAAUGACAAGAUAUUUUUUCUCUCUCUAAAAAAAACUCUCUACUCUACCUCCGAAUAUUUCAAUUAUAUCUUUUUUACACCCCAACGUAAUUUCCUUUGCUAUGCCUUUCGGUUCGAUUUGAAGUCUUGAAUCUCCGUGCGUUAGAUAUUUUUUAGAACAUUUGAGGUUGUAGGCUACCUGUGAUGGAUCGAGAAGGUGGAGGAUCCAACGGUGGAUCUUGUUACUACUCUGUUCUUGGUAUUCGCAGGGAAGCCUCUUCCUCUGAUAUUCGCACCGCUUAUCGAAAACUCGCUAUGAGAUGGCACCCUGAUAAAUGGACUCGGAACCCUUCAACUGCUGGAGAAGCCAAACGGCGGUUUCAGCAAAUUCAAGAAGCGUACUCAGUUCUUUCAGAUGAGUCUAAAAGGUCAAUGUACGAUGCUGGACUCUACGACCCUCUAGAAGAAGAAGAUCAAGAAUUUUGUGAUUUUAUGAGCGAAAUGAUCUCAAUGAUGAAUAAUGUGAAAGACGAGGGGGACAGUUUGGAAGAUCUACAAAGGAUGUUUGUAGAGAUGGUUGGUGGAGAUGGAAUGAGCGUUGAGUUGAACCAGGAUCAGACGGCUGGGAAGAGAGGACGCUCUAGUGGAUCAAGAGGCAACGCAGCCAAGCGCAGCAAUUCUUGCCGCUAGUACGAUGUACUGGAUGGAUCCGUCUUGUGUUAUUGUAAAACCUUUUUCAUAAUUUCUUAAUAUAAAUUGGAUUAUUGAAGUGCAAAUACAAGGAUUGCGAUUUCAAAGUUCAAUCAGGUCAGCUAGCUAGGUAAUUUGGCUCUUAGUUCUGUCCGUGCUAUGAUUCGUGGCUGAUUUUUAUCUUUUUAUUUUUUCUACUUUUGGUUUUAUUUUCUGUAGUUACAGUUGAAGUGAUUUUACACACAGAUAUAAAAUUAAUUUUCACUUGUUUAGAUAAUA
Messenger RNA from Cicer arietinum (chickpea), 1047 nucleotides. RefSeq lists its product as uncharacterized. The record is from RefSeq and is a predicted model, not a curated record. NCBI's taxonomy places the organism in Eukaryota, Viridiplantae, Streptophyta, Magnoliopsida, Fabales, Fabaceae.